UAUACCCUCACAUGAAAAAUACCCUGUGGCGUUACGUCUAUUACAACUAACCUGUGGACAAAUUACCGAUGUGGUACUUACCCGUACAACAUGAACAUGAAAUUGGGAAUUUCGUCAAAUCCUUUGAUAUGCUACUCCCUACGCAAGCGCCCGGAAUGGGCCACUCUUGCCUCUACCAUUAUACAAAAUAAAAACGCCACGUGGAAAGAGAGAAAACUUGACCACCAUGACAUGGCCCUACCUCUACGAAGUCCCGGCGGCCAACCCCGAAGAGUGCUUCGUGUUAUCUUGCUAUCGCCGUCAGAUAUCGGCACUGAUGAUUGUAAAGACCGGAUUCAGCGGUUGUAUCAUCUCAGUGGAGGGCAGGAUAUCGCCAUUGUCUUCUUACUUAAGCAAGCAAAGGGCCAGGCGAAUCCAAUGACAGCGUUCAUGAUGCUUCAACUGAGUCUUGUUGGGGAGUUUGAAAUGCCCAUCAUCCCCGUAAGCUCGAUCCAGGCUGUGCAACCAAACCUGAUGGCAUUUUACCAUCAAAUCAGUAGCGGCAGUAGGGCCCCUAGAACGACGAAUCCAGCCCAAUCCCUCCUCCCAUACUGCUCAGACAGGCCACCACUAUCAGAACAUGCAGUUAAUGUCUUGACCGAUAUUACAUCCAGUAUGGGGACCCUAUUAGAUACUGUGUCAACACCGGCCGGGCAGACGGAAAUAGCCACAUUCUUGGAAAACGACUCAGAGAGUAUCGUGUCGUUCUGGGCAAAGGAGUAUCUCGUCGAAUAACUGGUCUUCACAUAUCUUUAAUUUCCCGUGGUCGACGCCAUGGUUAUGUU
Molecule: messenger RNA, 824 nt
Organism: Hypoxylon trugodes
Lineage: Eukaryota; Fungi; Ascomycota; Sordariomycetes; Xylariales; Hypoxylaceae
Exons: 3
Coding region: 91-774 (227 amino acids)
Source: RefSeq, a predicted model, not a curated record